AUGCCUCCAUGCAUCUGUGACUCCAACGCUGAGAGCAGCAACCUAUCUGACAGACUGCCCCCUACUGCACCAUGCAAGCAAAUACUGAUUGACACAGAAACUCCCACAUGCUACAACUCCAACAAUGAUGACAACAAUGAAGGAGAUGAAAUGCACUACGACAUCGACACUAUCUCAAAUCUCAACCCCAAAGUGCUUAAGGGCAUGCUUAUUGGGCUCACCAAGCACAACAAGGCAAAGGACACUGAUGCAUACAAGAAACCUUCACACUGCUCCAAUUUCCACCAAAGACUUUCACACACCCAUGAUGCCCUCAAGGAGGCUCCAAAACUUACAACCAAGAAUUGGUAUGCCUGGAACCCCCAAUUCAGAGGCAUCCUAUCCAACUGGCCAGCAGCCAUGAAGCACCUCGAUGGCAUUGUGGCUCCUGGAGACAAAAAGCAUGAUCACACCCUCAACAGCGAGUUAUGCACUAUCCUCCAAAGCAGUGCCCAACUUGCUGGAAAUGACAAUCUGAAGAAAGAUCUCACAAAGAUGGAGAAAAUUGCUGAGUCAACCUUACUUAACAAAGUUGGGAAGAUCUACAUCAACAAACACUGGGCCAAGGCAGAAUCAAUGGGCCAUGCACUCCCAGAAAUCUUAAAAAUCAAGACACUCAUCAACCAGGCCAAGACUGGUAAUGCCAAGAUAGCCCAAGUGAACCUAGCCAGCAGACAGGUCCAAAACAAGGAGGUAUUGCCUGAAGAAGACCCAAGAAGGAACAUCCACAAUGGGUCCUACCUCAACCCAAACACCAGCAUAGGACAACUGAUCACCAAUCCACCAGUUGGAUUAUAG
Molecule: messenger RNA, 837 nt
Organism: Ustilago hordei
Lineage: Eukaryota; Fungi; Basidiomycota; Ustilaginomycetes; Ustilaginales; Ustilaginaceae
Exons: 6
Coding region: 1-837 (278 amino acids)
Source: RefSeq, a predicted model, not a curated record